Colletotrichum truncatum is the source of this 843-nucleotide messenger RNA. Its product is annotated as 7alpha-cephem-methoxylase p8 chain related protein. The record is from RefSeq and is a predicted model, not a curated record. Gene Ontology annotation, molecular function: oxidoreductase activity. Lineage: Eukaryota; Fungi; Ascomycota; Sordariomycetes; Glomerellales; Glomerellaceae.
AUGGCCAUCGACACCGUCCCUCGUGGAGACGUUCGCGCAACCUUGAACUUCUUCGCCGGCCCCGAAGACGGCUCCGCUCCUUACAACCUCAUCGUCCCCCAGGGCCUCCCAGGACGCAACUACUCUGACGACCCACAAGAGGCCCUCCUUCACGACAUCCGCGGCCGUGAGUCCGACUUCAACCUUGACCACGACGCUUUCGCCGUGAUCCGCAACCAGCCCCCUUCUGCCGAGAAGGAUUUUGUGGAUGACGAGUCCAUCCAGCAGAACUACUACCCCGAGCUUGAGAAGCUCCUCCUGGAGCAUGUGCCGGGCUCAAACAGGGUCCUCUUCUUUGACCACACCGUCCGCCGGGCAGACCCAAAGGCGAACAGAAACCCCGUGACCAGGGUGCACAUUGACCAGACACCUGUGUCUGUAAUCCAGAGGGUCAAGAAACAUCUGCCAGAGGAGGCGGACAAGUUGCUUGCUGGCCGUUAUCGGAUUAUCAAUGUCUGGAGACCGCUGAACAAGAACCCUGUCGAGUCGUUCCCCUUGGGCUUCGCAUCUUCGUCGACGUUGGAUGAUGCCGACAUCGUUCCCAUUGAACACCGUUACUCUAACGGGUAUACUGGUCAGACCGCCGGCAUUAAGUUCAGCCCUAAUCAGAAGUGGUAUUACUUGAGCGGUAUGACUGGUGACGAGAGGCUGCUGCUUGAAUGCUUCGACAGCGAGGGUCUCCGAGACGGUACUGGAGUCCACGGAGGAAGGCUAGCUCAUACUGCCUUUGUGGACCCAAGGACAAGGCCUGAUGCCGAAGGUCGCGAAAGUAUAGAGGUACGGGCACUGGUAUUUGGGCCAUGA